CGGCCGCCGCCGGGGCAGUGGCAGUGAUUGCCGGGGCGAUGCCGCCGCCGGGAGGAGGGGCUCGAGUGGCGGCGGCUCCGCCGCGCCCGUGGCGGCAGGAGGAGCGGCGGCGCGACGCGAUGGGGAAGGGUCGGUGAUGGCGGAACCGGCGGAGCUGCGGCAGGACUCGGUGGUGCGGUUCCUGGCGGCGCGGGGCGGGCGGGCGCGCAACACGGAGCUGCUGGAGCAUUUCCGGGACUGGCUCAGCCCCUCGGAGCCCGACCGCCGCGCGGCCGCGCGCCAGCGCUUCAAGGAGCUGGUCAACGCCGUGGCCACCGUCCGCCAGGAGCCCGGCACCGGCGUCAAGUACGUGCACCUCCGCCGCCGGUUCUGCGCCCCGGAGCCCGCCGCCUUGAGCCCCGGGGAGGAGAAGGCGGCGGCGGCGGUGGUGGGGGACAGCGCGGAGCGGCCGAGCCCGCCGCCGUGCCCGCGGGCAGGCGUUGAGGAGGCACCGCCGCCGCCGCCGCCGCCGGCGAGCGAGAAUGCCGGCAGCCGCCCUCAGCCCGCGGGGCGACGGGGCGAGCCGCCCCGGCCGGGCCCGGCGGCGGCCGCCGGAGGCCAACGGAAAGGUUCCCGGCGGGGGCCUCCGCCCGGGCGCGGCAGAGGCGGCGGCGAGGAGGCUGCGGUAGCGGCGGGCCCUGGACGGCCGCCGCCGGCGGAGGAGGCGAGGGCGGCGGAGGGUGCCCCCGGGGCGGCGGCGCAGGGGGGCGGCCGGAGGAGCCUGCGGGAGGCGGCGCGCGGCGGGUCGCCCCAGCUGAAGCGCGGCGCCCUCCCUGGGGGAUCCCGCGGCCGCGGCGGCGACUCGGAUAGCGCCUCGGUCGCCUCGUCUUCCGCCGAGGAGGAGGGCAGCACUACCGGUGCCGUGGCCCUGGACCCCCUGGAGCACGCCUGGAUGCUGUCGGCCUCGGACGGGCGGUGGGAGAGCCUGGAGGGGCUGCUGAGCUGCGAGCCGACGCUGCUCUGCAAGCGGGACUUCAUCACCGGCUUCACGGUGCUGCAUUGGGCCGCCAAGCACGGGCGGCAGGAGCUGCUGGCCACGCUGGUCAAUUUCGCCCAGCGGCACCAAUUGCCCGUGGACAUCAACGCCCGCACCAGCGGCGGGCACACCCCGCUGCACAUCGCUGCCAUGCAUGGCCACGCCGAAGUGGUGAAGCUGCUGGUAGGAGCCUAUGAUGCCGACGUGGACAUCCGUGACUACAGCGGGCGUAAGGCCGCGCAGUACCUGCACCAGGGCACUUCGGGGGAUAUGCGGAGCCUCGUAGGGGCCCUGGAGGAGGAGGAGGAGGAGGAAGGGGCCACUGGCAAUGGGAGUGGGCGCUGGAGGCUCUCCAAGGUGUUACCCUCCAAUCUCAUAAACUACCGUCUCUCCCACCACCACCAUCACAACACUGGAGAGGAAACCGAGGGUACUGAGGGGGCAGCGGUAUCGGGCAAGGGCAAGGAGAUGACCAGGAAGGCCUCUGGCAGUGGGCGGAUGAAGCCUCGGCUUAAUAAGAUCCGCUUCAGGACUCAGAUCAUCCACAACACGCCCUCCUUUCGUGGUGACACAGAGGAGGAAGAGCACGAAGAGAAAUCCCUGAAAGCGUCAUUCAAGCUCAGGCCUAAGUCCAAUGUCUUUGGAUAAGGCCUGGGGAACAGGAGGUCUAGGAGGUGGGCGCGUGGACCAAAGUGCCCGAGAAUAUAGUGCAGAAGGUGAGGCAGGUAUGGGUGGGUGCUCAUUUACAUUCAUUGACCUUCAGCAGAUGGUUCCUCAGUGUCUUGCUCUUAGUUCGGCUGAGUUGGUGAGCCCAGUGGGAGGACGAUGGCUUGCAACUCCUGAGAGCAGCUGCUUUGGCUGGGCCCUCAGCGCUGAAAUGAGAGGUAGUGGGUCCAUUGAGAAACACUGAGGUGUUGAAAAACUGCUCCUUUCUUUCCAUAAAUAGGCUUUGGGUUGGAAACCUGUGUUACCGAAUCUACUGGGAUUAGUGAGUUGAGUGGGGGAAAGAAAAGUGCAAGCACUCAUAUAUUAUCAACUGGUACUAUAAACUGCUUACGAACAACUUGCAGUGUAAGAACACCUCAGUAAUAUGCAAAUAUCAUUUAAGUUUCUCCUUAACAGCAAUACCACCUGGCACAGCGUGGAGUUGGGUACCUAAAAUGAGAUGGUAGAUAACAGUUUCCUGUCAGAAUCCAGGCUUCAAUCCAGCAAAGACUUGAGCUCAUGUUAACUUUAUUCGUGGAAAAUUCCCUCAUUUGACAUCACAAAUAUGUUAAAAUCCAUUGCACUGCAAGCAAGGAGUAAAGUUAACCACGUGCACAAGCCUCUGCUGUCUCAGGUACUACUGAGCUUGCUUAUUGCUGUUGGAAUACUAAUACAAGAUAAUGGAAGCAAAGAAUCUUUUUAGAUAUUUGGUAUCUUAUUUUUUGUCUUAGGCAAAGCAAUUUUAUUUUAAUCACUGUGAAUUCUCAAGUGCCAGACCUAGCGCAGUUCGGUUAUUAAGUCUGGUCAGUUCCUGUUAAUGUUGUUUGUGUAACUCACUGCAUUUAAAAUCAGAAACGUAUGUUGUAUGUGCUACCCGUGAAAGUCGUUCUCUCUGUAGAAAAGAACACAGACACUGUUGCAUGAAAUCUUUGUGAAGCUCUAAUAUGGUCCUGUAAUGUAAUAGCUACAGGUCUGUGUUUGCUAGUAACAUGUGUGCCAAUCUCUCCAGCUGGCUUUGUGUACAAGUGGAAGAAAGAAAAAAAAUCCACUGGUUGGUGUGUGAAUUCACACAUAAGGUGAUGAACUGGAACUCUGAAACUCUAUCCCCGUUUGUCAUCCCAAGUGAAAGCAGUGUAACGACAUAUUCCAGUGAAGUGGUGGCAGUGGUGUUUGAGUUCUUUUAAACCUGUAUUUCUAGAGGAGUGAUAACCAAGGCUUUGAACUGUUGUUUAACAGCCUAGUAAGUCUUAAUCUGAUUGAUGAGCCUAUCCGGCUGCUAAAGCUUUCAGAAACCUUGAAUCUUGUUUUUCUGCUUUAAAGGUAGGAAUUCCAGUGAAAUCUAGGAGGCAGAUUUGUAUCCAGAUUCAGCUUUCCUUCAGAAUGAGGUACUGAGCUGACCCUGGACCCUGAAUGCUGCUCAAGGUAGAAGCUCACCCAUACUUAGUAGUUAAGAUAUGGCCAAUUUCAGUGCAAUGUUUGUCAAAGCAUGUUUGGAGUUGGCUUCCUUGCAAUGGAUGAGCAUGUCUGGCCGGUAGCUAACCCCAAGUAGCUAGUAGGCUUUGACAUGUUGAAAUCCAGCUUUGAGGCACUGAUUGCAUGCCAGCAACCUCUAGAACACCUCCCAGGGAAACUGCUGCGGGGAGUUGUGCGCUUUCAAGAUAACAGCUCUCUGUAGCUGCUGCUGGUGGCUUUCAUUUCUUGUAGCAGCAGAGGAAGUGAGUGCUGGCAAUUCAUUGGUUCCAGACUGCCCGUGGAUUAUAUCACCAAAUUCUGCACUUUGUGUCAAAACGUAAUAAAUGACAGUAUUUGCAUAGGCACGCAGGCAACACUGAACUAUUUCUAGGAAAAAUUACAUAGGGGAAAAAGAAUUCUCUCUGUGUAUGUGCUGGUCAUUACUUUUGUGCAAAAAAGACUAGAAAUGAUACAGAGGUUCAGCUUUAGUUUAUAAUUUAUAAGCUGUAUUGCUACAGAUUUCAUGUGCCUUCAUUUUGGGUUGGUUGACACAAACAUGAUGGAUAAAGUCAGUCUUGCAAAGCACUUUGUCUUUAUUUCUGUGGGACAGGACCAGAAAUUUUCCCUCAACCCUUCCCAUUUAAGCUGUAAACUUGUACAAAAAUGGAGUGUCUGAAAGGGGAGGAGGGGAAUAAUCACAGGAAUUAUAUGCCAUAGAGUUUAUUAAUUUGUUACAGAGAAGAGUAUUAAAUGCCUAAGUCUUAAACUUCCUUCACUCUGGAGUAGAAGUGGCUUUGUAGGUUGCUGUAGAGAGGAACUUUUCUGACUAAACACUUGAAAUGUCAACUCUCUUCAGCAUGGUCACUUCAAAAUUCAGCACAUGUUCCAUGCAGCUACCUGUGUCCAAACCUUAUUCAAGGAACUUUCUGCUUUGAGAGUUUAUAGUUCUUAUGAGCUGUUGGGUGAAGUGUUUAUCUCUUCACAUGCAAUAGCAAAGAAUUGCACAAAAAUACUGAGUCAUAGAUAGCUGUUGGGGUCUCGGGAGAUAAUGGAGUGUUUCUGUGCUUUGGAAUUUGGAAUAUAGCACACUUCACAUUUUAAAAGACUAACUGGAAGAUAGAUGGUCCACUGAUAUUGUUGAGCUGUCAAUUAAUGACAUUUCACUGUAACAGUCCAAAAGUCUUUGCAAGGUGGGGUGCAGCAGAACAAACAUCUCUGUUGGUGUCUGAGAUGUGUUGACGAAUGGCUGGAGAACCACUAGUGUCUGUCUGCGCUACAGGACUAAAGCACUUUGAUUUCACAUUUUGACUUGUCACAUUCCAUGUGGUUACUUUUUUAUAACGUGAGCUACAAGUUAACGUUUCUUUGGAGAUAGGAAAGGCUUGAUGCCCUGUUACAGAAUAUAUACAGUCUAAAGGUACUCUUGAGUCAAAUAUUUUGGAUACAUUGCCUAGAAAGAUGUGAAAUUAGAAAAAUAAAGUUGUAUGGUACAGAAAA
Molecule: messenger RNA, 4669 nt
Organism: Colius striatus (speckled mousebird)
Lineage: Eukaryota; Metazoa; Chordata; Aves; Coliiformes; Coliidae
Gene: SOWAHC
Product: sosondowah ankyrin repeat domain family member C
Exons: 1
Coding region: 137-1663 (508 amino acids)
Molecular function (GO): protein binding
Source: RefSeq, a predicted model, not a curated record